Caenorhabditis elegans is the source of this 1685-nucleotide messenger RNA. RefSeq names its product Nuclear hormone receptor family member nhr-4 (gene nhr-4). Gene Ontology annotation, biological process: regulation of DNA-templated transcription. The record is from RefSeq and is marked reviewed. Gene Ontology annotation, molecular function: RNA polymerase II cis-regulatory region sequence-specific DNA binding; sequence-specific DNA binding; zinc ion binding. The transcript has 9 exons. Bases 6 to 1484 code for a protein of 492 amino acids. Gene Ontology annotation, cellular component: nucleus. NCBI's taxonomy places the organism in Eukaryota, Metazoa, Nematoda, Chromadorea, Rhabditida, Rhabditidae.
UGUAAAUGAAUGAACGAGGGAUGCUAGUGGAUCCGAGAUUUGACGCAUUCUUUAAAUUGGAACAAAUAGACGACUACAAAUAUGAUGGAGCUGACACUUCUCCAUCAACGUCCAACGGUCUGCCAGAAACCUCAAACGGGGGUCGCUUGAUUUGUGAUGUUUGUGGUGACGUGGCGUUCGGAAAACAUUAUGGGAUUAAUGCUUGUAAUGGGUGUAAAGGUUUUUUCAGACGAAGUGUGUGGUCAAGGAGGCAAUAUUCUUGUCGUUUUGGAGGAGAUUGCCCGGUUGUAAAGGAACAUCGAAAUGUCUGUAGAUCUUGUCGAUUGAAGAAAUGUUUUGAAGUUGGAAUGAAUCCGGAUUCUGUACAAAAUGAACGUGAUCGUAAUGCUAAAAAUGGAGGGAUGGGUGGACCAAUGUCAUCUCCAACUCAGUCUUCUUUAUGCAAAGAAUUGACAAUUUCUAAUGGACAGAUUAAACGAAAGAGACUGAGACCGGAAACCGUAGAAAAAACGACUCAGACUGAUGGAAAACUUGAAAUAAACGAUGAUUUUGAUUUUGAAAACAUGCAACAAAACCCAACCCCUCCAGGAUUAUUGCCUCUUAAAAUUGAAAGAAUCUCAACACCUCCAUCCGAUUUGCCUGUUCCUAUGGACUUUUCAAUUCAUUCUGCAGUUCUUGACAUUGAGCAAAAAGUAUUUUAUAAUUGUCCGGUGGCUGUUGAUAAUUCAAUUAAUGCAACAAAAACUCCAAUCACUUUGCCAUUUGAGGUCGUAUUCCGUCAACCUCAUCUUGUAUGUAACCGUUAUCCAAUGCGAUUCUCGAAUACUCGAGUAUUAACUCCAGAAGAUCUUAUUGACGGAUGGCGUCGUCAUUUCACUUAUUAUUCUGAUUGGUGUCAUGCAAUGGAUGAAUUCAAGGCAUUGUCUCCUGAAGAUCAGAUUGUUUUGGCAAAGAAAAAGAUUAUACUUCAUGGAUGGCUUGUUCAUGCUUACUACUCAUACAAGAGUGGUUGCAAUGGAAUUUGUUUUGCAAAUGGAGCCGCCCAUCUUCCUGAAGGAGGUCAUCCAAGUAUCACGGAAUUCUACAAAGAAUGCAUGCCUCGUUAUCUGAACUAUGUCAUUUAUCCAAUGCAUAAUUUCCAAAUGGAUGAUGCUGAAAUGGUACUUAUCAAAUGUAUCAUGUUCUUUUCGAGUGAAUCCGGACUAAGUGCUGCUGGACGGCAAAUCGUUUCGGCGGCUCGUGAAAAAUAUUUAUCAGCUUUAUAUAAUUAUGGGCGUGCAAAUAAAUGUACCACAUCAGCUCAGGCAACUCUUCGAAUCGCGAAAUUUAUGAUUAUGCUUUCCGCAAUUACGAGUUUGACACAUUUAAUGAAUGAAGGAGUUCAUGUGACGUCACUUUUCAAUAUAAUUGAAUUUGACGAACUAAUCCAAGCAACUCAUAAGACGACUCCACCUCAACAUUCUCCUCCAGCUCCAAUGGGUUAAUGUGUUAAUUUCGGUUUUUGGAUUCUACCUCUUUGAUCUCGUUUCAUAUCAGAACUUGACUGUUUCAUUAUUUGAAUGGAUUAUUUCUUGAAACAUCCGUAUAUAUCUUAUUGAACAUUUUGACGCUGUGAUAUCCUGUACCAUAGAUAAAUAUGUAUAUAAUCGUUGUGUAUUGCAAAAGAAAAUAAAUUCCUUUUUUUU